Spizellomyces punctatus DAOM BR117 is the source of this 1143-nucleotide messenger RNA. RefSeq lists its product as uncharacterized. The annotation marks the transcript as partial. Gene Ontology annotation, biological process: secondary metabolite biosynthetic process; amino acid activation for nonribosomal peptide biosynthetic process. Gene Ontology annotation, cellular component: cytoplasm. The record is from RefSeq and is a predicted model, not a curated record. NCBI's taxonomy places the organism in Eukaryota, Fungi, Chytridiomycota, Chytridiomycetes, Spizellomycetales, Spizellomycetaceae. The transcript is spliced from 2 exons. Gene Ontology annotation, molecular function: phosphopantetheine binding; catalytic activity.
CGAUGCAACAAGUCGGUGCAUCCGUAGUAGUUGAAGCAUCAGCGCGAGUCGACGCACCUGUCGACGGACCUGCCAAUGAGGCUGUACCAUCACCAAAGGCCUUUGUGGAAUACGUGUAUAAUCAAGACAAGACAGACCUCGAAACGUAUUGGAAAAGGCUGCUCAAGGACAGCCAACCGACCCUCGUGACACCCCGCAACCGCACCUGGUUCCGCACCCGUCACCAAACCCGCCUCGUCGUGCGGAACGCACUCGUCCAUGUAACCGACUAUGAAGCCGUGUGCAAACGGCACGGCAUCACCUUGCACGCUCUGUUUCUCGCAGCAUGGUCUCACUUGGCGUCCAAGAUGACGGGCGUGCGGGACCCGGUGUUUGGAUUGUACCAUUCUGGGCGGACGGUGCCAGUAGAUGGAAUCAAUGUCAUGGUUGCGCCUUGCUUUAACAUUGUGCCGUUCAAGACGAGAGAUGCUGGGAGGGAUUUGAUGGAGGUUGCUCGAGAGAUUCAGGACGAGUUGGUGAGAAUGAGUGGGAUGGCGCAGGUGGAGAUGCGGGAGGUGCUCGAGUGGGUGCCGAGUGCAAAGAGUAAUACUGUUGUGAAUUACCUAAAGUUUCCUGCUGAGCAAAAGGGUGGAGACGAGGAAAAAGUGUUUAACGCCAUAGAGGUCAAUGCCUCUUCGCUGGAUCACAUUCCAUCAGCAACAUUCCAACAGACGACGCCCGUGUCGGACCUUGUCCAUUGCCAUCGCGUGGAAAUAGAUCUGGAGAUUGCCGAGAGAGGGGAUAAUGUGGAUGUGGGAAUCUUUUGCCGGUCAAGCGUGUUGAGCGAGCGUCAAGCGAGGGCUGUAGUGAGCGAGUUGUGUCUGCUCGUAUCGAGUGUGAGCAAUGUGCCGGGUGUACAGAGAGCAAGUGCAGAGAGAGCGCCAGGAAGAGCAAGUGCAGAGAGUGGAAAUGCGAUGCAUAAUGGGAUGAAUGGUAAAAAAAACAAAAAGAGAAAGCAAUGGGACAUUUGCACUGUGCAGUGAAAAUGUUUAAUAUACUAGUAAUAGUACUAUAAUAUAUACAUACAGUCUAUGUAAAACUAUAGAGAGACAAGAGAAUCUAUGUAAAAAUGUAAAAAUAAAAGAGAAUAAACAAAUAAAUGUC